Molecule: messenger RNA, 4644 nt
Organism: Nycticebus coucang (slow loris)
Lineage: Eukaryota; Metazoa; Chordata; Mammalia; Primates; Lorisidae
Gene: KBTBD7
Product: kelch repeat and BTB domain containing 7
Exons: 1
Coding region: 306-2390 (694 amino acids)
Molecular function (GO): protein binding
Source: RefSeq, a predicted model, not a curated record
CUCUUAGACGCCUACCGGUUUCGCCAGCGCGGCGGUGGCUGCUCUCUCGGCUCCAGCCAUCGGGUCCGGUGAGGGCAGGCAGAGGCGGAGAAAGGGCGCGGAACUGCAGUGGGUGAGUCAGGCACUGUCUACGUGAUAAAGGGAGGCGGCGCCGCGGCGUAGGGCUGAAUUAAGUGAGUGCGGCCCGUGCCGCGGUCCGGUCCGCGACGCCGCUGCCUUAGCGUCAGCGAGGGAAGGGUGAGGAGGAGCCAGAGCCGGGUCCCCGCCGCUGUUCUCGUCCUCAGCACUCCGCCGCCAUCUCCACCAUGCAAUCUCGGGAAGACGCCCCGCGCUCUCGCCGCCUGGCCAGUCCCCGCGGCGUGAGGCGGCCCAAGAGGAUUUCUAAGCCCUCGGUUUCGGCCUUUUUCACGGGCCCAGAAGAAUUAAAGGACUCGGCUCAUUCUGCAGCCUUGCUGGCGCAGCUCAAGUCCUUCUACGACGCGCGGCUGCUGUGUGAUGUGACCAUCGAGGUGGUGACGCCUGGCAGCGGGCCCGGCACAGGUCGCCUGUUUUCCUGUAAUCGCAACGUGCUGGCAGCGGCGUGUCCCUACUUCAAGAGCAUGUUCACGGGCGGCAUGUACGAGAGCCAGCAGGCGAGCGUGACCAUGCACGAUGUGGACGCCGAGUCCUUCGAGGUGUUGGUCGACUACUGCUACACAGGUCGUGUGUCCCUGAGUGAGGCCAACGUGCAGCGCCUGUACGCAGCCUCCGACAUGCUCCAGCUGGAGUAUGUCCGGGAAGCCUGUGCCUCAUUCUUAGCCCGCCGUCUUGACCUGGCCAACUGCACUGCCAUCCUCAAAUUUGCCGACGCCUUUGACCAUCACAAGCUACGCUCUCAGGCUCAGUCCUUUAUUGCUCACAACUUCAAGCAGCUCAGUCGAAUGGGUUCAAUUCGGGAGGAGACUCUGGCAGAUCUGACCCUGGCCCAGCUGCUGGCCGUCCUGCGCCUGGAUAGUCUGGACAUAGAAAGUGAGCGGACUGUGUGCCACGUGGCCAUGCAGUGGUUGGAGGCUGCCCCCAAAGAGCGGGGUUCUAGUGCCGCAGAAGUGUUCAAAUGUGUCCGCUGGGCUCACUUCACAGAAGAGGAUCAGGACUAUCUGCAAGGGCUGCUCACCAAGCCCAUCGUGAAGAAGUACUGCCUAGACACUAUCCAAGGAGCCCUACAGAUGCGUUAUGGUGACAUGCUGUACAAGUCUCUGGUACCAAAGCCAAACAGCAGCAGCAGCAGCAGUAGCAGUAGCAGCAGCAGCAGCAGCAGCAGCAGCAACAACUCUGUUGUAUCUGCAAUAGAAAAUCCACCCCAGAGGCUAGGUAUGUGUGCCAAGGAAAUGGUGAUCUUUUUUGGACAUCCCAGAGAUCCUUUUCUCUGCUAUGACCCAUACUCAGGGGACAUUUACACAAUGCCUUCACCUUUGACCAGCUUGGCUCACACUAAAACUAUCACCUCCUCAGCUGUCUGUGUCUCUCCAGACCAUGACAUAUAUCUAGCAGCCCAGCCCAGAAAAGACCUCUGGGUGUACAAACCAGCCCAGAAUAGUUGGCAACAACUUGCAGACCGCUUACUGUGUCGUGAGGGCAUGGAUGUGGCAUACCUCAAUGGCUACAUUUACAUUUUGGGUGGGAGAGACCCUAUCACAGGUGUUAAAUUGAAGGAAGUGGAAUGCUAUAGCGUUCAGAGGAACCAAUGGGCACUGGUGGCUCCUGUACCCCAUUCCUUCUAUUCCUUUGAACUAAUAGUGGUUCAGAACUAUCUUUAUGCUGUCAACAGUAAGCGCAUGCUCUGCUAUGAUCCUAGCCACAAUAUGUGGCUGAACUGUGCUUCUCUUAAACGCAGUGACUUUCAGGAAGCAUGUGUCUUUAAUGAUGAGAUCUACUGCAUCUGUGACAUCCCAGUCAUGAAGGUCUACAAUCCAGCAAGGGGAGAAUGGAGGCGGAUUAGUAAUAUUCCCUUGGACUCAGAGACCCACAACUAUCAGAUCGUCAAUCAUGACCAAAAGUUGCUCCUCAUCGCUUCUACAACCCCACAAUGGAAAAAGAACCGGGUGUCUGUGUAUGAGUACGAUACUAGGGAAGACCAGUGGAUUAAUAUAGGUAUCAUGUUAGGCCUUUUGCAGUUUGACUCUGGGUAUAUUUGCCUCUGUGCUCGUGUUUAUCCUUCUUGCCUUGAACCUGGUCAGAGUUUCAUCACUGAGGAAGAUGAUGCACGGAGUGAGUCUAGUACUGAAUGGGACUUAGAUGGAUUCAGUGAGCUGGACUCUGAGUCAGGAAGUUCAAGUUCUUUUUCUGAUGAUGAAGUCUGGGUGCAAGUAGCACCUCAGAGAAAUGCACAGAAUCAGCAGGGUUCUUUGUAAAUAGUAUUUUGAAACACUAAGAUGUCUCUACUGCUAUAGAAUGUAUCUUAAAAAGAUAUCCCUUUUUUCCCCUGGGGGAAAAAAAGUUGAUUGAUUAGGACCACAGGUUUGGUUUAGCAAGGGUAAUAUUUUGAAAUAAUACAAAAUAGAAACACCCCAUGAAAUCAACCUAUUUAGUAAUUUACUGUGCUAAAAGUCCAGAAUUAAAGUAUGCAAAAGUGAACUAUACAAUCGAUUAGGAUGCUUUGUUUUUUUCCUUUGUUCAGAUACUCAUUGUGUGGGUGGGUUUUAUUUGGUCAGAUUUUUGUUUUUUUUUAAUUUAGUAUUCUGUUAAUUUCUAAAUUUUGUUUAGUGCCACAGGAGUUUUACUUUGUAUGAUAGAAAACUGGACUGGGAAUUGUUGGUAGAGUUUUGAAGGUAUAUUAUUUUCCUUCAGAUUAAUGAAAGUAGAUUUCCUAAGUUUUUAAUAUUCUAAGUUAAAUAUACUUUGUUAAAAUUUAGCGGAGAAAAGGAUAUUUACAUAUUAAGGUUACUGAAUAGUGAUUUCAUUCUGAUAAUGUGUAGAAUGGCCUUACAAGUUCAUAGGAUAUAAAAAAAAAAUCAGGAUUCUGCUGAUUUAAAAGAAAUUUCGGUUUUUUUGGAAUGUAAAAUGUUUAUUUGCUCAAUGUGACUAAUUUUCUAUAUAAACAAGAAACAUCUGUUCUUGUAGUGCCACAAAUUAUUCAAACACCCUUCUAAACCAAAAAAAAUACAUAUAUAUAUGAACUUGUUCUCCAAGUUCAUAUUUUUGAUCUGUGCUUGAUACAUGCUUCAUGAGUCAGAGGAAUAAUUUUUUUCCUACUAGGCAAAGAUUUAUUUGCUUCCCUAAAACAUCUUAGCUGUAUAGUUUUGUUGUUCAUCCUAGAGGACUCUUCAGCAGAAAGUGAUUUAUUCUUCACUGUUUUUGUGAGGUAAUACUGGUUUUGAAAAUAUGUAUAAGCUAAAAACUAUUUUAUUGAGACCAGUAGUAAUUGUGUCUAUCAACUAUAAAAUCAAGUGCCAGCAAAGAACUUUAAAACUUUAAGCUAUGUAUAGAACUGUUUUGUGUUGCAUUGUAAUGUUCUGUUUUGUAAGUCACUGUAAAUGUUCUUGAUAUCAGCUUGAAGGUAUUUUUGUAUUAAAAGUUGACCAGGUAAAGAACAUCAGUGGAUGGCAUUUGGGGCCAGUAGUGAAAGUGUAUUUCCUCUAAAAUAUUCCCCUAAGCAGUGGUGUAUAUGGUUAUUUUAUUAUGGUAUUAGUAGUAUAUGUUCUGUUUCUCUGAACCAUGCUCCAGUCCUUGGUUGUUUUUUUUUUUUUUUUUUUGGUCACCAUAUAUUUGGGGAAGUCCAUUAAUAGAUACUAAAUUGCACAUAACAUUGUUAAAUAUAAGAAAAUAUAGGUGCUUAACGUUUGAAGGUUUAUUAAUACUUGUGGUUGUCUUAACAUAUAUGAUAAAUGAUGUACAUAUACAGAUGUUUCUGGUGUUUACAUUUUUAUAUACCCAUAUAGAAUAAUCUUCCUGAAUUUUUGUUCAAUAACAUGCUAAUUCCUCUUCUAUGUUUAUUCUCUAGUGACAGAAUAGCUAACAUUCUUACCUUGGCAGAGGACAGAGGAGGCUGAUCUGAGGUGGGGAACUGAAUUUUUGAAUGAGAAAAGGAUAAAGAAACUAAAAAACCCACAAAUAAUGUUUUCUUAGCCAUUUUGAUAAGCCUACAAGACAUUCCUGUUUAACAUCAUUUCUAGUGAAAUAAGAUGUCUGCCCUACUAGUAUAUGUUUCUUCAAAAGGGUAAAUAUGUUUUAGUGGCCAAAGGCUAAUUUUUAUUCCAUUUGACAUCAGGGAGAUGAUAAGCACUGCUCUUUUAACAUAGAAAGCUAUUUCCACAUAUUUUUGUUUGGGGGUCAACUUUACCAUUAACUUUUUGUUAAAAUGAUAGCUUUUUGUUCUGUAACACUGAAACAUGACAAUACUUAACCAAAUUACUCAUCUGCAGAAUAAAGGUAUUCAACUAAUGUAUAAAAGGCAAAUUCUUCAAUUUGUCAUUCUUAACUAUUUAGGUAAAGCCUAGGCUAGAUAGUAGGAAUGUCUUGAUUUACAAUGAGGUUUUCUUGGUAAGGGGUAAGGAUUUUGGUUUUGUGACAUAUUUGUGUAUUAGGGAGUAAAUAUUAAUUAUUAUUUUACAGAUAAGUGAUUUGUAUGUGGUUAGUUAUAAAUAAAACUGGUACUAGAACCCAGGC